Messenger RNA from Trichoderma reesei QM6a, 1248 nucleotides. RefSeq lists its product as uncharacterized. The transcript is spliced from 4 exons. The record is from RefSeq and is a predicted model, not a curated record. NCBI's taxonomy places the organism in Eukaryota, Fungi, Ascomycota, Sordariomycetes, Hypocreales, Hypocreaceae. Bases 1 to 1248 code for a protein of 415 amino acids.
AUGUAUGACGCCAAAAAACUACGCCGUCCGGCUAGAGUGCAUAAAGACAUGUCUAUCAGCAUCGUCAAAUCCAUGACUGCAUCAUCCCGAUCCGAUGAGCACUGGCUGCCAGAUGCCAGUCACCUCCUCGAAACUCACCGCUUUUGCUCUACCUGUGCUCUCCUCCGAGGUGAAGCACGAUGCUUCCUCUACCUCUCCUCCUCCUGCAACACCACGGGUCACCCAUCCACCACAAGCCGCACCAUCACCAACACCAUCACACAACGCUACAGCUCCUCAAACAAAGAAAUGGAGAUGGUCUCCCUGCGCCCGCAGGACAUCAACGAGCUCAUCAACGACGUCAUGUCCAGGACGCACCGCGACCUCCGCCGGCGCGCGCCCUCCAUCGCCGACGCGAACCGCAUCCAGGAAAUCACCUCGUCCACGCCGCAGCACAACGCCAUCGUCAAGCGCCGCCGCAGCUCGGCCUCGCCCAUCUCCAUCGCCUCGACGCCGCCGCCCCGGCGAGCGGCGCCGCGCAGGCUCAAGACGGAGCGCGACAGGCUGUUUGACGCCAUCGAGGCGGGCGACGCCUACCCGCUCGAGGCGGUGCACAUCAGGAGCGCGGACGACCUGAACGAGGCGCAGCUCAAGAAGUGCUACGAGAUCCUGCAUGCGUGCGGCAGCGCGACGGAUCCGAAUGCCAGCCUGACCAAGACGAGGCAGAGCAUCGACGGGUUCCUGGAUGCCGUGUUUAACGACUGGUCGAGUCGCAAGGCUGGGUCUUUGCUGCGCUCGGAGCUGGAUUUCCUGGUGGAGGCGGAUGUUGUCGCAGGGCGGGUGUGUGCAAAGCCUCAAGAACACAAAGACAUUGCCGACUGCGACGCCGGCGGCUCUCUCUGCGCAGCGACAGUCUCCGCCGUGGCGACGUACUGCAGCAACCCGCCCAUGUUCAAGCUCGAGUUCUCUGUCGUCGACGAGCUCUCCGGCCAGCCCGAGCCCAUCUGCCCCAUUUCGCGGCGAGACGUGCGCUGGGCGGCGGACGGCGACUGGGUGGCCGAGCUGCGCAAGGGCCUGCAGGCCAAGGUCGUGGCCAAGAUUCACAAGCACAACAAGCACCUGGCGAUCUGGCAGGCGCGCAAGCUCAUCGGCGAGUGGGCAAAGGGGAGCCUGUCGAUGGGGGAGGAGGCGAAGAAGAUGGGCUUUUUGGAGAGGGCGGAGGCGGACGUGGCGGUUCUUGGGCUUGGGGGGGUGUUGGGGGCAAAGUAG